CUAAACACAAGGGAUACGUUGUGAAUGAUGUUCUGAGAAUCCUAGAUACCAUCACAUAUUCCGUCAGCCAGUCCUUUUAAUUUGAAGGAAGAAAUUUGUCAGUGUUCAAUAGACCGUUCUUCUCAUCGAUGCGAAAAGGAUAAUCAGAUUCAGUUCAAUCGCUAAAGAUCGUACCUAACCGCCGCAUAUUGAAGAAUGGUAAAAGCCAUUAGGGUUUAUGAGCUUGGUGGCCCUGAGGUAUUGAAAUGGGAAGACGUUGAAAUUGGUGAUCCAAAAGAAGGAGAGAUAAGAGUGAAGAACAAAGCGAUUGGUGUUAAUUUCAUUGAUAUUUAUUUCCGUACAGGCGUUUAUAAUGUCCCUCAAAUUCCUUAUACACCAGGGAUGGAGGCAGUAGGUGUGGUGACGGCCAUUGGGCCAGGAGUGUGUGAUUUUAAAGUGGGUGAUGUUAUUUAUCAUUCCGGGAGCGCAAUGGGAACUUAUACAGAGGAGCAGAUUGUUUUGGCAGACAAAGCAAUGGUUCUUCCUGUUAUUGAUCCUUUGAUAGUUGCUUCGGUCAUGGUUAAAGGAUUAACUGCUCGGUUCCUAGUCCGAACUUGGUUCAAGGUGGAACAAGGACACAAGGUAUUGGUCCAUGCAGCAGCAGGCGGUGUUGGAUCCGUGUUAUGCCAGUGGGCAAACAUGCUUGGUGCAACUGUCAUUGGAACUGUGUCAACUAAAGAGAAGGCUUUGCAAGCCAAAGAAGACGGAUGUCAUCAUGUUAUUAUUUACAAUCACGAGGAUUUUGUUACCCGUGUUGAUGAAAUAACAUCCGGUGGCGGAGUUGAUGUUGUCUUUGAUUCUGUAGGAAAAGACACCUUCCAGGGAUCAUUGGCGUGCUUGAAACCGCGUGGAUAUAUGGUGAGUUAUGGCCAAUCGUCUGGGACACCUGACCCUGUGCCUUUAUCUGCGCUAGCCUCAAAGUCCCUAUUCUUGACAAGGCCUUCUGUGAGGACGUCUGGUUUUUCAAAGGACGAGAUGCGUGAAGCCAUGAAAGAGGUGCUUACUAAUGUGGCUUCGGGUGCUUUGAGGGUGCGUGUAAAUCAUACUUACCCGUUAUCCCAAGCUGCUCAAGCCCAUGCUGACAUGGCGGGUAGAAAAACUUCCGGCUCCAUUGUGUUGAUACCCGAUGGAGUGGAGCAGUGAAGUUUAUGUAUGUGGUUUAUAUGGAAGAAGUUAUGCAAGUUUGUAUGAUUAAUAAAAUCUCAUGGUAGUAUACUGAUAUACAUCUCAUUUGAAGUUGUCUUUGCUUGUUUAAGAAGUAGAACUGAUGCAAGUUUGUCUUUCAUCUGUUG
Helianthus annuus (common sunflower) is the source of this 1331-nucleotide messenger RNA. Its product is annotated as 2-haloacrylate reductase. The transcript has 5 exons. Gene Ontology annotation, molecular function: quinone reductase (NADPH) activity. Gene Ontology annotation, biological process: cellular response to oxidative stress. Bases 196 to 1182 code for a protein of 328 amino acids. The record is from RefSeq and is a predicted model, not a curated record. Gene Ontology annotation, cellular component: cytoplasm; cytosol. NCBI's taxonomy places the organism in Eukaryota, Viridiplantae, Streptophyta, Magnoliopsida, Asterales, Asteraceae.